Messenger RNA from Histoplasma capsulatum G186AR, 891 nucleotides. RefSeq lists its product as uncharacterized. The transcript has 2 exons. Lineage: Eukaryota; Fungi; Ascomycota; Eurotiomycetes; Onygenales; Ajellomycetaceae. The coding region runs from base 1 to 891 and encodes 296 amino acids. The record is from RefSeq and is a predicted model, not a curated record.
AUGACCGUUGAGCCGUCGAGCAUGGAACUUAAGCUACAACUUGAUGACUCCAUGAUCGGACGGUGGCUCUCAGAGCUACCAAUGGAUCACCCAGAGCGCAAGUCUACGUCGAAACCUCAACUACGUCGUUUCAUUCACCACGACAAACCUAUCAAACGGCUUGGAUUCCUCGGAGCGGGCGCAGAGUCCUGUGUUUACCACAUUGAAUGCGAAGGCAAGUCAUAUGCUUUAAAGCUGGCUAGGCACUGGCCAUAUUAUGACACGGAUUUCCCCAACAGAAUCAAGGCACAUGAGAGGAUACUGAUGGCUCCUUUCGUCCGUGAAGCCCGUGCUUUUGCCCGUCUCGACAGUGUUGGCGAAAAUGGUACAUGGGCAGUAAAAUGCCAUGGGUGGAUCAAGCUUAAUGAUAGUCAAUUUAAAGAGUUGGGCAACAAGCAUCAAAUAUUCUGUCGAUGGGCUAUCAUCAAAGACAUGAUUCCUGAUGAAAUCAGCAUGAGUGAUAUCCCAGAAGUACGCCGCAAAAUGCAAAUAGCUCGUAAAGCUCUGCUGUGGCCUGGAGAUGUCAAACCUGAGAAUUAUCGCGGUUCGUUUAUCGUGGAUUUGGGCAAUACGAUCACCUAUCCUGAAAUCCGCCGUUUCUGGUCGAAUACAAGACGCAGGGAGAUAUUUGCUGGUAUGGAUCGAUGUUUUAGUAAUUGGGAACCCUCUGAUUGGGACGGAAAACUUGUCGAUAAGUUUUUCAAUGAUAUGCACAAGAAAAAUGUGGCUGCCGCAAAAAAGCUGGAGGAGGAGUGGUUAAAGAAAAAGCAAGACGAACGGGAAAACCAGGAGGAGCCAUUUAUACAGGGGGAUGGGACAAAUCGGUGGUUGAACCCUGAGAAGGAAGUCUAA